AUGUAUUUGUGGUUCACCACUACAAUACCAGUGACGACAACAUUCAUUACAAGUAUUACUGGUAGUAUUACCAUUGCCAGUGUAUUAUUAUCUUGUGCAGUAAGGAAAUCCAAACGUCCAUACAAGCCAGGGCAUUUACCUGAAUUUGUGGAUCCAAGCACAAAAGAAGCAGACACGUAUUACGGAAUGAGGAGUACAAUUGCAUUUCCAGUUAAAGGCAUAAAAAUCAAACGAAAACAUGAUCUCAAGGAGCAACAAGCUAGAGCAGAUAUUGAAUUAAAUCCGGAAACUAAAAACAGAAAUGAUCUGGAUGGAAGAAUCCAAUUAGGAAGUAUUCCAAUACGCGAAAACAGUAAACCGGCUUUGAAUGGAAGUAAAAAAGACGGGUUCGUGUUUUAA
Molecule: messenger RNA, 399 nt
Organism: Brugia malayi
Lineage: Eukaryota; Metazoa; Nematoda; Chromadorea; Rhabditida; Onchocercidae
Exons: 4
Coding region: 1-399 (132 amino acids)
Source: RefSeq, a predicted model, not a curated record